Molecule: messenger RNA, 3521 nt
Organism: Brassica napus (rape)
Lineage: Eukaryota; Viridiplantae; Streptophyta; Magnoliopsida; Brassicales; Brassicaceae
Exons: 4
Coding region: 581-2035 (484 amino acids)
Molecular function (GO): nucleic acid binding; zinc ion binding
Source: RefSeq, a predicted model, not a curated record
CGACCAUAUUUCAAUCGAGAGAGCAGAACUUGAGAAAAUAUCUGUAAUGACCCACCCCCACUAUCUCCACCAUCCCCACCAUCUCCACCAUCCCCAACUUCUUUAAAGAGAAAGAGAGAGAUGGAGAGAGAGAGAGAGAGAAAGAGAGAGAGAAAGAGAGAAAAAGCUCACCUGAGCUCGUCGCCGGAGCAACCGUGUGCCGUGAUCACGUUCAGCUUGCCACCACCGAUAAACGCCCUAGGCCAUCAUCGUGUUCCUCUCGUCGAGACGAAGCCGUAGACACCAACCACGCCUCAAACGGAGCCCAAACGAAGCUGCACGCGCCUCCCGAAGAUUCGCCUCGGCGCGCGCGUGAAACUCACGCGCCACCGCCGUCCGCCGGAGCCACCGCGAGUUCCGGCCACGCGCCGCCGUCUCCGACCAACGUUCGCCGGAGCCGCCGUGACCGACCAUCGUCCGUCCGCCGCCGAGAAGCCGCCGCCGCGUCGCCGCGUCGCCGCCGUCGCCGCCGUUGAUUUUCCGAUUUGGAGUCCAUUUGAGCAGCUGGAGUUCAUAGAUACCACCUCUUAUUGUUGCUAAGAUGCCGCCAAGGAGAAGAACCACCCGUGCCCAGACCGCCAGAGCCGUUAGAGACAAUGUAGAUGAGCAUGAGCAGCCCGCAGUUCCACCACCCGCGGCUCCACCAGUUGAUCAGGAUGCAUUGAGACAGAUGGUUCAGGAUGCCGCUAGACAGGCCGCUCAGGAAGCACUUCAGCAGAUUGCCCAGGAGGCAGCCAGGCAGGCCGCUCAGGAGGCCGCCCGAGUAGCUGCUCAGGAGGUUGCUCGUCAGAUGGCUGCCGUUCAGCAGGGACCGCAGAUUCAGGUUCAGCAAGUUCCACUGGUUCAUGUCCAACAAGAUCAGCAGAUUCCAGCUCAGCAUGAUCAUCAGGAUCCCGUUCAGCAGGUUCCCCUUCCACAGGUUCCUCUGCAGCAGGGUCCAGUUCAGCAGUUUGCUCAUGGUGUUCAGGAUCUACCGCCACCACCACCGCGACCUCAUGUUUACCCGGUUUAUAAUGAGAGGUUCUACAGGCUGACAUGUCAGAUGAGAAACAUGGAGAUGGAGCAUUUUAGCGGGACAGUGGAUGCUGUAGCUGCACACGAUUGGAAGUUAGCCUUGCAGCGGAAGCUGGAGAUUAUUGAGUGUCCACCAGAGUUGUCGCUCAGAUUGACUAUGCAGUACCUUCGUGGAGAUGCUCUUAUAUGGUGGGAGGGAAUACGAUUGAGCCAUUUUGGGCCAGAGAGACUUACUUUCGCUGAUUUCAUUCGAGAGUUCGAUAGGAAAUACUUUCCGAAGGAAGCGAUGGAUAGGAAGAAGUGCGAGUUCGAGCAUGUAAGCCAGGGAGAGAUGUCUAUCAGGGAGUAUGAGGUUGUGUUCAACCAACUUCGCAGAUUUGCAGGAGUGGGCAUUUCAGAAGAAGACUUGAUUAGAAAGUUUUUGAGUGGGAUGCGAGUGGAGAUUCGUAACAGGUGUCGCGUAGUCACUUACCACCGGUUGGGAGAUUUGGUGGAGAAAGCUGCCGAGCAGGAGGCAGGCUUGGCGGAGGAGAAGGAACUCGCCAAAGCAGUUCAUGUUAAGUCUGGAAAAGCUCCAGAGUCUCAAAGGAGAGCAGGGGACCCGUCGGGAUUACCGAUAUGUCCUCGUUGCCAUCGCAGUCACAGUGGGCAGUGUAUGAGGUGUCUUACUUGCGGUAGGAUUGGACACAUUGCGAAGUUUUGUCGAGCUAGGCCAUUGGAUACGCCACCAGUCAGACAGAUUGCAGCACCAGCAGCACCAGCAGCGGCACAUGUUUGCUUUGGCUGUGGUCAGCCAGGUCACUUCAUCAGAGAUUGCCCGAGGAAGGACAAUGCGGCACUUCCACCACCACCGAAGCGUCUAGCCAUCGCUCCACGUGUGUUUGCGGUUGGAGAUCCUCAGGGAGCUGAGCCGAUAGCAGGUAUGAGUCUUUUCCAUACUUGUUUGUGUUUGGGUAUUUUGGCUCGUGGUUGUCAUGUGUAGUUAGUAAAAAUCUCGUGUAGGAUCGGUUUUAGUUGGAGGAGAGUCAGCUUAUACCUUAUUCGACACGGGAGCCUCUCAUAGUUUUGUGAGUCCGCGCUUAGUCCAGUCUUGGUCUUUUCGUGGAGUCUUUGAACCGAAGGCUAAGCAGAUCCAGACUGCCGGCACGGAGAAGUUGGGUGCAGUUGGCAUUCAUCACGAUGUACCAGUUCUACUUGGAGGAGUCGAGUUGCUCGGAGAUUUGACGGAGAUGGAGAUGAGCUCCUACGAUGUUAUACUUGGGAUGGAUUGGCUGUCGCGACAUCGAGUAGUCUUGGAUUGUCCGAAGGCAAGAGUUAAUAUCCCUAGAGAAGAAGGAAAGAUCAUUUGCGAGGGAAUUCAGACACACCGGGAAAUUUCUAUCGUCUCCAUGUUGCGUGCAGAAGAGUUAUUGGAAAGUGGAGCAGAGGGAUUCUUGGCAACCAUUUCGAUGGUUAAGGAGGACGGUCAACAGAAGCUGCAUGAUAUACCAGUGGUCGCCGAGUACGAGGAUGUUUUUGAGCCUUUAAAAGGGCCACCACCAGCUAGAGCGGACGUUCUUACAAUAGAAGUAGAGCCAGGAGCAGCACCAAUUUCACGAGCUCCAUACCGUCUCGCACCAACUGAGAUGGCAGAGUUAAAGAAACAAUUGGAGGAGCUAUCUGAUAAGGGGUUUAUCAGGCCGAGUACGUCACCGUGGGGAGCACCAGUGUUGUUUGUGAAGAAGAAAGAUGGGAGUUUCAGACUUUGUAUAGAUUACAGAGGUUUGAACAAAGUGACCAUCAAGAAUAAGUACCCGCUCCCGCGUAUCGACGAGUUGUUGGACCAGUUGCAGGGAGCUUCAUGGUUCUCUAAGAUUGACUUGGCAUCGGGAUACCACCAGAUUGCGAUAGCUGAGGGAGAUGUGCGGAAGACGGCAUUCCGUACCCGUUAUGGACAUUACGAAUUUGUGGUGAUGCCAUUUGGGUUGACGAACGCACCAGCCGCGUUCAUGAAGCUUAUGAAUGAUGUAUUCCGUGAGCACUUAGAUAAGUGUGUGAUCGUUUUCAUAGAUGACAUCUUGGUUUAUUCUCGGAGUAGAGAGGAGCAUGCUGAACAUUUGCGAAUUGUGUUGGGUAAGCUUCGGGAACAUCAGUUAUUUGCCAAGCUGAGUAAGUGUAGCUUUUGGCAGAAGAAGAUUGGAUUUUUGGGUCACGUGGUUUCAGAAGCAGGAGUUGCCGUAGAUCAGGAGAAGAUUAGCGCCAUUUCAGAGUGGCCGACACCUAAGAAUGCGACGGAGAUCCGCAGUUUUCUCGGUUUGGCAGGAUACUACAGAAAGUAUGUCAAAAAUUUUGCUAGCAUUGCAAAGCCAAUGACACGGCUAACAGGAAAAGACACCGAGUUUGAUUGGACAGAGGAAUGUUCGGGGAGUUUCACUGAGUUGAAGCGACAGCUGACCCAUGCGCCAGUUUUGGUACUCCCGAGGCCAGGG